Oncorhynchus tshawytscha (Chinook salmon) is the source of this 13949-nucleotide messenger RNA. RefSeq names its product E3 ubiquitin-protein ligase HUWE1-like. Gene Ontology annotation, cellular component: Golgi membrane; nucleus. Gene Ontology annotation, biological process: positive regulation of protein catabolic process; protein polyubiquitination; membrane fusion. The coding region runs from base 321 to 13949 and encodes 4542 amino acids. The record is from RefSeq and is a predicted model, not a curated record. The transcript is spliced from 85 exons. Gene Ontology annotation, molecular function: protein binding; ubiquitin-protein transferase activity; zinc ion binding. NCBI's taxonomy places the organism in Eukaryota, Metazoa, Chordata, Actinopteri, Salmoniformes, Salmonidae.
AACUUCCAUGGCUUCAAUGACAUGGGGGGGCCAGUCGUUCUCUCCUGCCUCGCCAGAAAGCCCCUAGCUUACGUAGGAAGCGCAGUUGUUCUCGCGAGAUUCAAACCUACCCAGCUCGCUAGUGCAAGAUGGAGAAGUGAAAUUUACACGCAUCUAAGGCUCUCAGAUUGUUUUAGGAGACCAGACAAAACAAUGCUAAGGAGGAGGAAAUGAUGGUGACACUAGUGAACCAAAGCAGUUUCUGGCAUUGUGAAUGAAACAUGCUGUUAAGUGGGUAUUGCCAAAUUACUUAACUGUGCAUCAGAUAGAAGCUAUUGACAAUGAAGGUUGACAGAAGCAAGUUAAAGAAAACCCCCACUGAAGCUCCUGCGGACUGCAGGACGCUCAUAGAGAAGCUUAAGGGAUGCCGCGACGAGCAACUGCUGUUGGAGCUGCAGCACAUCAAGACCUGGAAUAUUGGCAAGUGUGAGCUGUACCACUGGGUGGACCUGCUGGACCGUUUCGAUGGGAUCCUGUGUGACGCGGGCCAGACGGUGGAAAACAUGUCCUGGCUGCUGGUGUGUGACCGGCCGGACAACGGGCAGCUCAAAGCCCUGCUGUUGGCCGUGCUCAACUUCACCGCCCUGCUCAUCGAGUACAGCUUCUCCAGGCACCUUUACAGCUCUAUAGAGCACUUGACCACCCUGUUAGCGUCAUGUGACAUGCAGGUGGUGCUGUCUGUGCUGAACCUCCUGUAUGUGUUCAGUAAACGCUCCAACUACAUCACUAGACUGGGCUCUGACAAGAGGACCCCUCUGCUGGCACGCCUCCAACAUCUGGCUGAGAGUUGGGGAGGGAAGGAGAAUGGCUUCGGUCUGGCCGAGUGCUGCAGGGACCUGCCUAUGACGAAGUACCCUCCCAGUGCCACCACACUGCACUUUGAGUUCUAUGCUGAACCUGGCCCUGAGGUCAAAGUGGAGAGGAAGACCAGCAGUAACACAUUACACUACAUUCACAUCGAACAGCUCGACAAGAUCUCUGAGAGUCCCAGUGAGAUCAUGGAGUCACUUACGGUGAUGUAUAACAUCCCUAAAGACAAGCAGACCCUGCUGUUCACACACAUCAGACUGGCCCAUGGUUUCUCCAACCACAAGAAGAGACUGCAGGCCGUGCAGGCCAGGCUCCACGCCAUCUCUAUACUGGUGUACUCCAAUGCACUCCAGGAGUCGGCCAACAGUAUUCUCUACAACGGCUUGAUAGAGGAGCUGGUAGAUGUGCUACAGAUUACAGACAAACAGCUUGUGGACAUAAAGGCAGCGUCUUUACGCACCUUAACAUCCAUAGUGCACCUGGAGAGGACGCCCAAGCUGUCCAACAUCAUCGACUGCACCGGCACAGCUUCCUACCACGGCUUCCUGCCUGUGCUGGUGCGCAACUGCAUACAGGCCAUGAUCGACCCUCUGAUGGAGCCGUACCCACACCAGUUUGCCACUGCUUUGUUCUCCUUCCUCUACCACCUGGCCAGCUACGAUGCUGGGGGGGAGGCCCUGGUCUCCUGUGGGAUGAUGGAAGCCCUGCUCAAGGUGAUCAAGUUCCUGGGGGACGAGCAGGACCAGAUCACGUUUGUCACGCGUGCAGUUCGAGUGGUGGACCUCAUUACCAACCUGGACAUGGCAGCCUUCCAGUCACAUACCGGCCUUACCAUCUUCAUCAGCAGGCUGGAGCAUGAGGUGGACCUGUCUAGAAAAGAGUGUCCUUUUGUCAUCAAGCCAAAGAUCCAGAGACCCAACUCUACUGUGGAAUCUGAGGACAUGGACACAGACGUGGAUGGCCAGUCAGAAAGCUUGUCAGAAGAGAGGAUGGAGAGCAGCCCUGGUCCCUCAACGUCCUCUGGCUCCAGACCUGAGACAGACCACCGAGCGCAGAGCAGCACUGCCAGCACGCCCCGCACAGGCCUGCAGUGUAUUCCCCAGAGAGCAGCUCUGCUGAAGUCAAUGCUAAACUUCUUGAAGAAAGCCAUCCAGGAUCCUGCCUUCUCUGAUGGCAUCCGUCACGUCAUGGACGGGUCUUUGCCUACCUCACUCAAGCACAUCAUCAGUAAUGCAGAGUACUAUGGACCUUCUCUUUUCCUACUGGCGACGGAGGUGGUGACGGUGUUUGUGUUCCAGGAGCCAUCUCUGCUCUCCUCCCUGCAGGAUAAUGGCUUGACUGACGUCAUGCUGCAUGCCCUGCUAAUCAAAGACGUCCCGGCUACCCGGGAGGUGCUUGGUUCUCUCCCGAACGUGUUCAGUGCCUUGUGCCUGAAUGCGCGAGGCCUGCACUCCUUCGUCCAAUGCCAGCCCUUUGAACGCCUUUUCAAGGUGCUGUUGUCACCUGACUACUUGCCUGCCAUGAGACGACGCCGCAGCUCUGACCCUCUGGGAGAUACAGCGUCCAACCUGGGCAGUGCUGUGGAUGAACUGAUGAGACACCAACCCACUCUGAAGACUGACGCCACUACUGCCAUCAUCAAGUUACUGGAGGAGAUCUGUAACCUGGGCCGAGCCCCGGAGUACAUCUGUCAGAAGCCCUCUAUCCAGAAGACUGAUGGCACCGUGACCGCGCCCCCUGCCCGCUCCUCCCACGCUGCCGAAGAGGCUUCCAGCGAAGAUGAGGAGGAAGAGGAGGCGCUCCAUACCUUCACCCAGCAGCAGGGGGAACCAGAGAACAACAGACAGGUUGUUGGCACUGAAGAGAGGAUACCGAUUCCUCUGAUGGAUUACAUUCUGAAUGUGAUGAAGUUUGUGGAGUCGAUCCUUAGUAACAACACGACAGACGACCACUGUCAGGAGUUUGUCAACCAGAAGGGUCUCCUGCCCCUGGUCUCCAUCCUGGGUCUACCCAACCUGCCCAUCGACUUCCCCACAUCAGCUGCCUGUCAGGCUGUAGCCGGGGUCUGCAAGUCCAUACUGACGCUGUCCCAUGAACCCAAGGUGCUCCAGGAGGGGCUGUGUCAGCUGGACAGCAUCUUGUCGGCCCUCGAGCCGCUCCACCGCCCCAUCGAGGUCCCCGGGGGUUCCGUGCUGCUCCGAGAGCUCGCCACCGCCGGUCAUGUGACCGACGCCACGCUAUCGGCCCGCGCCACGCCACUGCUGCACGCGCUCACUGCUGCACACGCUUAUAUCCUGAUGUUCGUGCACACCUGCAGGGUAGGGCAGAGUGAGAUCAGGGCCAUCAGUGUGAACCAGUGGGGCUCCCAGCUGGGUUUGAGUGUUCUCAACAAGCUGAGCCAGCUCUACUGCUCUCUGGUCUGGGAGAGCACCGUGCUGCUGUCUCUCUGCACACCCAAUAGUCUCCCCCCAGGCUGUGAGUUCGGCCAGGCUGACAUGCAGAAGCUGGUUCCCAAGGAGGAGAAGCCAUCUGGCAGCACCACAGCCACCGCUUCUGCCUCUGGAUCCAGGAGAACUGCUGAGUCUGAGGCUGUUGCUGUGGACCCCUCUGCCACGUGUCUCCUAGAGGGGAUGGGGUUGGACGGUGACACGCUAGCCCCCAUGGAGACUGACGAGCCCACCGCCGGCACCUCUGACCCCAAGACCAAGUCCAAACUAACCCCCGCCAUGGCCACUCGCAUCAAGCAGAUCAAACCUCUGCUCUCUGCGUCGUCUCGUCUGGGCCGGGCUUUGGCCGAGCUCUUUGGUCUUCUGGUGAAGCUGUGUGUGGGUUCUCCAGUCCGACAGCGCCGCUCUCACCACGCCACCAGCACCGGCACAGCCCCCACCCCCGCCGCCCGGGCCACCGCCUCCUCCCUCACCAAGCUGCUCACCAAGGGCCUCAGCUGGCAGCCCCCGCCGUACACCCCUACCCCUCGUUUCAGGCUGACGUUCUUCAUCUGCUCGGUGGGCUUCACGUCCCCCAUGCUGUUCGACGAGAGGAAGUACCCCUACCACCUCAUGCUGCAGAAGUUCUUCUGCUCGGGAGGACACAACGCACUCUUUGAGACAUUUAACUGGGCCCUUUCUAUGGGUGGUAAGGUGCCUGUCUCUGAGGGCCUGGAGCAUGCAGAGCUGCCAGACGGGACAGGGGAGUUCUUGGAUGCCUGGCUGAUGCUGGUGGAGAAGAUGGUGAACCCCAGUACUGUGCUGGACUCACCCCACAGCCUGCCUGUCAAGGUUCCCGGGGUCACCCCCACCACCCCACAGUUCAGUGCCCUGCGAUUCCUCAUAGUCACUCAGAAGGCAGCGUUCAGCUGCAUCUGCAGCCUGUGGAACAGAAAGCCCCUUAAAGUGUACGGGGGCCGCAUGGCUGAGUCCAUGUUAGCUAUACUGUGCCACAUCCUGAGAGGAGAACCUGUCAUCCAGGAGCGCCUCGCCAAGGAGAGGGAGGGCACGACCCGUCCAGAGGAGGAGGGAGGUCUUGGGGCCUCUACGCUGCCUGUAGGCCCCAGCUCUGGAGGCACAGGUGGAUCAGCAGGGGCCCCUGGAGCAGCAGUAAAUGCAGGAGAGGGCCCUGCCGGGUCAGUUCCAGGACCAGCCAUUGGAAGCAGUACAGCACCACCUGCACCAGGGGGUGCAGCAGAGGACUCCACUAACACUACUCCCAGGAGAGAGCCACCGGUUAACCAGGCUCAGCUACAGCAGGCUCAGGGAGGAGGCAGGGAGCGGCAGCCAAAUGUCAACCAGCAGCAGCUACAGCAGCUGAUGGAUAUGGGUUUCUCCAGAGAGCAUGCCAUGGAGGCCCUGGUCAACACCAGCACCAUGGAGCAGGCCACAGAGUACCUGCUCACACACCCUCCUCCUCUACUCAGCGGAGCCGUCAGGGACAUGACCAUGUCAGAGGAGGACCAGAUGAUGAGAGCCAUCGCCAUGUCUCUGGGACAAGAGGUCAGCAUGGAACAGCGCUCUGAUUCGCCCGAGGAGGCGGCGCGUCAUCGCGAGGAGGACGAUAGGAGAGCCCGGGAGCGUACGGAGGAGGAGGAGGCUCGCUGCCUGGAGAGGUUCCUGGAGGCCGAGCCCCUGGACAGUACGGAGCUCCACGCCUUCACUGACUCCAUGCUGCCCGGCUGCUUCCACCUGCUGGACGAGCUGCCAGACACCGUCUAUCGCCUCUGUGACUUGCUCAUGACUGCCAUCAAGAGGAGUGGUCCCGAGUACAGGGACCUCAUCUUACGACAGGUGGUCAACCAGGUGUGGGAGGCAGCAGACGUGCUCAUCAAGGCAGCAAUACCCCUGACCACCAGUGACACCAAGACUGUGUCCGAGUGGACCAGACAGAUGGCUACCCUGCCCCAGGCCUCCAACCUGGCAACACGCAUCCUGCUGCUCACACUGCUCUUUGAGGAGUUGAAGCUGUCGUGUGCCAGGGUGGUGGAGAACAGUGGGAUCCUCAAUGUGCUCAUCAAGCUGCUAGAAGUAGUGCAGCCCUGUCUUCAGGCUGCCAAGGAGCAGAAGGACAUCCAGACGCCCAAGUGGAUCACUCCAGUGCUACUGAUCAUUGACUUCUAUGAGAAAAUGGCUGUUUCAUCCAAACGCAGAGCGCAGAUGAACAAGUACCUGCAGCCCAACGGUAAUAACUGGCGUUGGUUUGACGACCGGUCGGGUCGCUGGUGCAGCUACUCUGCAUCUAACAACGGCACUAUAGACUCAGCCUGGAGGGCCGGGGAGAGCAGCGUCCGAUUCACCGCGGGACGCAGGAGAUAUACCGUACAGUUCAACACCAUGGUCCAGGUGAAUGAGGAGACUGGUAACCGUCGUCCGGUGAUGCUGACGGUCCAGAGAGUGCCUCGCAUUCCUAAACCUGCCAAAACUGGCAGCAUGACGGACUCUGAGAAGGAGGAGGGGGACAGGGGCAAGGCAGAGGAGACACAGACAGACCCAGACUCUGCCCCAGUAGCUGUGGAGAUGAGUGCUCCUAAAGAUGACAACACUACCCCUCAACUAAAGGAGUCCUUCUCUGGUCCUUCUGCUCCUCCUGCCCCCCCUCCUGCAGCCCUCCUGGACCCCACGUCUGAACGCACCGGGGCAGGAGCAGCCAUCGUGGUGCAGGGCCUGACAGAGGACAUGACCACAGUGCUCAUUAGAGCCUGUGUAUCCAUGAUCAGUGUCCCCGUGGACCCAGACACCCUCCACGCCACACUAAGGCUGUGCCUGCGCCUGACGAGAACCCACUACUACGCCAUGAUGUUUGCUGAGCUGAAGAGUACCAGGAUGAUCUUGGGGCUGACGCAGGGGUCAGGGUUCAACGGCUUCACGCCGCUCGUCACCCUGCUGUUCAGACACAUCAUCGAGGACCCUGCCACGCUACGACACACCAUGGAGAAGGUGGUGCGGUCAGCAGUGACCAGUGGGGCGGGCAGCACCACGUCAGGUGUGGUAUCAGGCUCUCUGGGCUCCAGAGAGAUUAACUACAUCCUGCGCGUUCUGGGCCCGGCCGCCUGCCGGAACCCAGACUGCUUCGCAGACACGGCCAACAGCUGCGUCCGCAUCGCCCUACCGGCACCCCGCGGCGCUGGUACGGCGUCAGAUGAUGAGUUUGAGAACCUGCGUAUCAAGGGGCCCAACGCGGUGCAGCUGGUGAAGACCACCCCCCUCAAGCUGUCUCCGCUGCCCCCCAUCCCUGACACCAUCAAAGAGGUCAUCUAUGACAUGCUCAACGCCCUGGCCGCCUACCACGCACCUGAAGAGGCUGAGCGUCCAGAGGAGCCUGCUGUGGCGGUGCCUGGGGGGCAGGACCUGUGUCAGAUACUCCAGGAUGAUGAUGUCUACCAGCAGUACAGACUCACCAGACAGGGCAGUGACUUUGACUCACAGUCCGCUUUCCACAUCAACGCCCAGGUGUUUACUGCAGAUGGUGCUGUGGCUGACUCUUCUCAGUCUGGCACGCCCCAGGGAGAAGCCUCUACUCCAGAGGAAAUGCGUGAGGAGAAGAAGGAGGUGGAGGGUGAGAACGGAGCCAGCUCAGAGGAGGGUAAGGGGGCCAAGGCUAAGGCCUCCAAGCCCCUGAUGCCCACCUCCACCAUCCUGCGUCUCCUGGCAGAGCUGGUCAGGUCCUAUGUGGGCAUCGCCACCCUCAUAGCAUCCUACUGCUACACGGCCGGACAGUCUGAGCUCAUCAAGGAGGACUGUAGUGUCUUAGCCUUCGUGCUGGACCACCUGUUGCCCCACACCCAGAGCUCUGAGGAUAAGGACACCCCUGCCCUGGCACGUCUGUUCCUGGCCAGCUUGGCAGCUGCCGGCACAGGCACCGACGCACAGGUGGCUCUGGUCAACGAGGUGAAGGCCGCACUCAGCCGGGCGCUGGCCAUGGCAGAGGGCACGGAGAAACACGCCAGGCUCCAGGCAGUGAUGUGUAUCAUCAGCACCAUCAUGGAGUCGUGUCCAUCCACCUCUAGCUUCUACAGCACGGCGGCAGCCAAGACGCAGCACAACGGCAUGAACAACAUCAUACGUCUCUUCCUCAAGAAGGGACUGGUUAACGACCUGGCUAGAGUACCACACAGCCUCGACCUGUCCAGUCCUAACAUGGCCAACACGGUGAAUGCAGCUCUGAAACCCCUGGAGACUCUGUCCCGUAUCGUCAACCAGCCCAGCAGCCUGUUUGGAGGGAAGGGGGGAUCCAGCAAGAACAAGGCUGAGCACGACACUGUGGGAGCCGCCAGGGACUCAAACAGCAACACACAAGGUGACUCGGGUGAGGUUGAGGGGACUCUGGUCGAGGGCAGUCACAGGGUCCAAGGGACAGACAGUGACCUGAUGGAUGGAGAGACUGAGGGAGACACAGUGGUCAUCGCUGGACAGCCGGAGGUGCUCAGCACCACAGCCAUGCAGGUAGAGAAUGAGCUGGUGGAUCUGAUAGACGAGCUGCUGGAGAGAGAUGCCGGCGCCGUCAACAGCUCCAUUAUCGUGGGGCGUGGUAGCGGUGAGGACGAAUCACAAGAGGACGUGUUGAUGGAUGAGGCGCCAUCCAAUAUCAGUCAGGCUUCUACUCUACAGACCAACAGAGAAGACUCUAUGAAUAUCCUGGAGCCUGAGGAUGAGGAGCACACGCAGGAGGAAGACUCCAGCGGCAGCAAUGAUGAUGAAGACAGCCAAGAUGAAGAGGAGGAGGAAGAAGAGGAAGAGGAGGAGGACCAGGAUGAUGAAGAAGGUGAUGAGGAUGAUGAUGAUGAAGGGUCGGAGAUGGAGCUGGAUGAAGAUUUCCCAGACAUCAACGCUGCGCCACACAUCCGUUUCGAGAGGUUUGACCGCGACGAUGAUCUAAUCAUCGAGUUUGACAACAUGUUCUCCACCACCGCUGACAUCCCUCCCUCCCCAGGCAACAUCCCCAGCUCCCACCCCCUGAUGGUGCGUCACGCCGACCACGGCUCCUUAACGCUGGGUGGAGCGGGCACCAACAACCGUCUAGCGCAAGGCAUGGGUCGCAGCCAGAGAACGCUACGCCAGCUCACCGCCAACACGGGCCACACGAUACACGUCCACUACCCUGGGAACAGACAGCCCAACCCCCCACUCAUCCUGCAGAGACUGCUGGGUCCCAGUGCUGCAGCAGACAUCCUGCAGCUGUCUAGCUCUCUGCCACUGCAGUCCCGCGGCCGUGCCCGACUCCUGGUGGGCAACGAGGACGUGCACAUCAUCGCCCGAUCUGACGACGAGCUACUGGACGACUUCUUCCACGAGCAGAGCAGCACCGGAGGACAAGCAGGCACUCUGUCCAGUAUCCCCACUGCCUUAACCCGAUGGACUGAUGAGUGUAAAGUGCUGGAUGCUGAGAGCAUGCACGACUGUGUCGCAGUGGUGAAGGUUCCUAUCCUGCAGCACCUGGAGACUCUGAGAGACGAGGAGCUGGAGGAGAGGAGGGAAAAAAGACGGAGACAGCUGGCUGAGGAAGAGGAGGCCAAGCAGAACGACAGAAGGACAGGAGGAGAGGAGACCAGGGAACAGAGUCUACAGGGCCCAGGACUGGGGACGGUCAACGGUGCUGCUGGAGAGACCACUGCUGAAGGUGAGCCCCAGGGCAGUGGGGUGUCCUGUCUGGAUCCCCCCAGGGUCUCAGAAGGCUUCCUCACCGCGCCCCCUUCAGGAGAGGUCACCCCCACCACCCCAGCCCCCCACGAACAGGCCCUGGUCUCCCUGGAGACCGCCAUCAGCCAGCAGGUCCACCAGCCAAUCGCAGAUCUGCUCCUGGCCGAGUCGCACGCCAAUUCGCUAGCCACACUGGCGGGGGCGGGUCUUCCUGACUUGACGGCUUCAUCCGAUAGGCUGAACUGUGAAGCUGAGGCAUCCCAGAUGGAAAUGUCCCCGGCGCCCCCUAUUGCCUCCUUGAGUCCAGACAUCGUGGAGACCUCUGAGCCUGCAGCGGUGGGUGUGUCACAAUUGGAAGGGUCUCCCAUGGAUACCAGUAGCCCCGCCUCUGCCACACAGGAAGAGCCCAACCCUGCCCAGGCUGUCCAUCUGUCUCAGGCGCUGUCUGGGAGUGGAGACAGCGGGCUGACGGACACGCACACAGACGCAGAGACCAGCUCCACCACUGUCUCCCCCCCUGGAGAGACCAUGCCCCUGAGUGAUCGUGCCAACAGCCAAUCCCAGGCCAUCCAGGAAGAGCCACUCCCAUCCACCAGCAAUGAGGAUGAGGACCCACUGGCAGGCAUCAGUUUACCAGAGGGUGUAGACCCGUCCUUCUUGGCUGCUCUUCCAGAGGACAUCCGUCGUGAGGUGCUCCAGAACCAGCUGGGUAUCCGACCCCCGGCGCGCCCCCCUGUCUCCUCCACCCUCCCCUCCGCCACCACACCAGUACUAGGAGGACCCGGGGUCACGGAGGUCAGCCCUGAGUUCCUGGCUGCCCUGCCACCCGCCAUACAGGAGGAGGUGCUAGCGCAGCAGAGGGCGGAGCAGCAGCGUAGAGAGCUGUCCCAGCAGCCCACGCAGGGCGACACUCCCCUGGACCCUGUCACCUUCAUCCAGACCCUCCCCUCUGAGCUGCGUCGCUCCGUCCUGGAAGAUAUGGAGGACAGCGUGUUGGCAGUGAUGCCCCCGGACAUCGCUGCCGAGGCAGCCGCGCUGCGCCGCGAGCAGGAGGCUCGUCAGAGACAGCUGAUGCACGAGAGGCUAUUUGGCCAUAGUUCAAGCUCAGCCCUGUCGGCCAUCUUGAGGUCGCCUGCGUUCACCAGCCGCCUGGGGGGAAACCGAGGAGUACAGUACACCCGCCUAGCCGUGCAGAGAGGAGGGACCUUCCAGAUGGGAGGAGGGGCCAACCACAGCAGGCCGUCUAGUUCCAGUGUAGACUCUCUGCUGCGUCUGCGUGGUCGUCUGCUCCUGGACCACGAGGCCUUGUCCUGUCUCCUGGUCCUCCUCUUCGUAGAUGAACCCAAACUCAACACCAGCCGUCUGCACCGCGUGCUCCGCAACCUGUGCUACCACUCCCAAACGCGUGGCUGGGUCAUCCGCAGUCUCCUCUCCAUCCUGCAGCGCAGCAGCGAGAGUGAGGUGUGUGUCGAGACCACCCGCCUGGAAGAUGCCAGAGGCAAGCGGACUGCCGGCGGUCAGGGAGGUUACGGAGGGAGUAAAGGAUCUACGACCACAGCUACCUCCUCCCUCUCCUCCUCUUCCUCCUCCUCUCUGGAGUUGAUCAACAGGGUGGAGUCUCGUAGCUCCUCCCAGCUCUCUUGGCUGUCUGUUUCCAUGGACGCGGCUUUAGGCUGUCGCACAAACAUUUUCCAGAUCCAACGGGCGUCGGGGCGGAAGCACGCUGACCGGCACUCUGCUGGGGGGACGUCAGGAGGGUCGGGGGGGACCCUGGGAGGAGGAGUACAGGGGGUUACAGCUGGGGUGACGUGUGCAGGGGGAGGAGGGUCGACUGUACACAUCCACCCCCAAGCCGCCCCGGUGGUCUGUCGACACGUACUGGAUACUCUUAUCCAACUGGCCAAGGUGUUCCCCAGUCACUUCACCCAGCAGCGCUGUAAGGACCUGCUCUCCUCCUCCACCUCUGAUCUGGACUCCCGUCUGUGUGCUGCUGCCUCCAUCGUUACUGCAGGAGGAGGCUCUAGAUCUACCCAGACUAACACCUGCUCCACUCCCUCCUCAGCCCAGAACUCCCUGGGCGGGGGUGCCUGUGGAACGGCCAUCACCCCCCAGUCCCUGGGCAUCUCCACCGACUUCUGGGACCUGCUGGUGAAACUGGACAACAUGAAUGUGUCGAGGAAAGGCAAGGCCUCCAUGAAGACUGUUCCCCUAGGUGCAGGAGGGGAGGCCGAGGGGGCUCAGUACAGCCUGGAGGCCUCUCCGCUGGGCCAGCUGAUGAAUAUGCUGUCCCACCCAGUGAUACGACGCUCCUCCCUGCUAACCGAGAAGCUGCUGCGUCUCCUGUCCCUCAUCUCCAUCGCCUUGCCUGAUAAUAAGGCUACUGAAGUCCCAGCUGGACACCCGACGCCGCAGUCUACCACCGCCGGAGCUGGCAAUCCCGCCACUGCCACCAGUGCAGCAGCAACAGCCUCAGCCUCUGCUCAGGGGACCACUGUAGGGGUGGUAGUUCCAGCUCAGGGUUCAUCUUCCACAGCUAUAGUGUCCAUACCCACCUCUACUGGAGCCAGCGCAACCGGGAAGCAUCGAGCAACAGUGCUCUGUAUUGAAAGUGACACCAAGCUUGCCUCCACUGGACUCACUGAGAAACAACUGCAGCUCUCUGUCGAGGUGCUGACCAGUCACUCGUGUUCAGAGGAGGGUCUGGAGGAUGCAGCCAACAUCCUACUCCAGCUGUCCAGAGGAGACGGAACCACCAGAGACACCGUACUGCGUCUGUUGCUGAGUGGAGCUAGACACCUGGGAUACACACUUUGCAAACAGAUUGGCACGUUAUUGGCCGAGCUGCGGGAGUACAACCUAGAGCAGCAGAGGAGAGCCCGGGCUGACGCCCAGUCACCUGACGCACCUGCCGAGGACACCUCCAUCUCCGCCAGGCUGAAGGCUGGCAAGCUCUCUAGCAGGUUCGACGGCUCUGAGAGCGUGGUGAUUGUGGCUGCCCAGAAGCGGACGCUGGGCGGACGGGAGCUGCAGCUGCCCUGCAUGUCUUCCCUGACCUCAAAGACAUCCACCCAGAAGUUCUUCCUGCGGGUCCUGCAGGUCAUCAUCCAGCUCCGUGAGGACACGCGCCGCGCCAACAAGAAGGCCAAGCAGACCGGGCGACUUGGCUCUACCAGUCUGGGCUCCGCCAGCAGCAUCCAGGCGGCAGUCCGUCAGCUAGAAGCCGAGGCUGAUGCCAUCAUUCAGAUGGUGAGAGAGGGGCAGCGGGCACGCCGUCUGCAGCAGGCCCCCCCGCCCUCCGCCUCUGUCGCUGCCGUCACCACCUCCGGAUCCUCUGUGGCCACCCCUCAUGCCCCCGCAGCUGCCCCCGGCACGGCGAGCGCUGCCACGUCAGAGGUGGGGUCAGUGUCUGAGCCCCAGGCAGUCCAGAGGGAUGAUUCUCCCAUGGAUGUAGACCAGCCCUCUCCCCUGGAGCAGGACCCUGCACCCCUGGAUGAAGAAGGCAACAGCCAAUCAGAGACAGAGGAGCGUCUCCCGGACCUUCCCCUGUUGAGCGAGCAGCUACUAUUGGACGAGUUGUGGGACAUGCUCGGGGAGUGCCUGAAGGAACUGGAGGAGUCACAUGAUCAACACGCUGUUCUGGUCCUUCAGCCGGCGGUAGAGGCCUUCUUCCUGGUCCAUGCCACAGAGCGGGAGAGCAAGCCCCCUGUCAGAGACACCAGGGAGAGCCAGCUGUCUCACAUCAAAGACGAGCCUCCCCCACUGUCCCCUGCACCCCUCACCCCCGCUACCCCCUCCUCUCUGGACCCCUUCUUCUCUAGAGAACCCUCUUCCAUGCACAUCUCCUCCAACCUGCCUCCCGACACACAGAAGUUCCUCCGCUUUGCUGAGACUCACCGUACAGUGCUUAACCAGAUUCUGCGCCAGUCCACCACCCACCUGGCCGACGGACCCUUCGCUGUGCUGGUUGACUACAUCCGCAUCCUCGAUUUUGACGUCAAGAGGAAGUACUUCCGUCAGGAGCUGGAGCGUCUGGAUGAGGGUCUGAGGAAGGAGGAUAUGGCUGUCCACGUCAGGAGAGAUCACGUGUUUGAAGACUCCUACAGAGAGCUGCACCGCAAGAGUCCCGAGGACAUGAAGAACAGGCUGUACAUAGUGUUUGAAGGGGAGGAGGGUCAGGAUGCAGGAGGUCUGCUGAGAGAGUGGUACAUGAUCAUCUCCAGGGAGAUGUUUAACGCCAUGUACGCCCUGUUCCGCACCUCGCCCGGCGACAGGGUCACCUACACCAUUAACCCCUCGUCCCACUGCAACCCAAACCACCUCAGCUACUUCAAGUUCGUAGGUCGCGUGGUGGCCAAAGCAGUCUACGACAACCGGCUGCUGGAGUGCUACUUCACACGCAGCUUCUACAAGCACAUCCUGGGCAAGAGUGUCAGGUACACAGACAUGGAGAGUGAGGACUACCCGUUCUUCCAGGGUCUGGUCUACCUGCUGGAGAAUAAUGUGUCUACUCUGGGCUAUGAGCUGACAUUCAGCACUGAGGUCCAGGAGUUUGGUGUGUGUGAGGUACGUGACCUGAAGCCUAACGGAGGCAACAUCAUUGUCACCGAGGAGAACAAGAAGGAGUACGUCCACCUGGUUUGUCAGAUGAAGAUGACUGGUGCCAUCCGUAAGCAGCUGUCUGCCUACCUGGAGGGUUUCUACGAGAUCAUCCCCAAGAGGCUGAUCUCCAUCUUCACAGAGCAGGAGCUGGAGCUGCUGAUAUCUGGCCUUCCCACUAUAGAUAUAGACGACCUCAAGGCCAACACCGAGUACCACAAGUACCAGUCCAGCUCCAUACAGAUCCAGUGGUUCUGGCGGGCCCUGCGUUCCUUCGACCAGGCGGACAGAGCCAAGUUCCUGCAGUUUGUGACGGGCACGCUCACACCUGGUAAAGUUCCUCUGCAGGGCUUAUACAGCAGCUGGACCUGGGCAUGA